Messenger RNA from Anthostomella pinea, 570 nucleotides. Lineage: Eukaryota; Fungi; Ascomycota; Sordariomycetes; Xylariales; Xylariaceae. The record is from the annotation of a GenBank genome assembly.
AUGGACGAGAUCACUGUCAUCGUCGACCUUCCCUCGCCCUCCAAUCCAUCGUUCUGCGUAUAUGGUGAUACGGAACUGUACUUCGACUCCACAAGUACCUCGUCGAGUACCAGUCCAAUGGCGUCACCCUACGAUCUUGCCUUCUCAGGCGUAUAUGCCAGCCCAGAGUAUACCGACGGGUCGGGGGACGCGAACCAGACAGAGUCACAGCAGACAGCGUCUAAACCCGCGACGAAACGGAAGCGUGAGAACAGAUACAAGAACGCGCCACCGUCGGUCCUAUCUCGUCGGAGAGCCCAGAACCGGGCAUCGCAACGGGCCUACCGCGAGAGGAAAGACCAGCGCAUAAAGGACCUCGAGACCCUCCUGAGCGAGGCCGACCAGAAGAACGACGUGCUCAACCAGGCCUAUGCUAGCCUGCAGGCAGAGUACGUGAAGCUCAAGAGCGAUCAGGGCGCCGCACCUCAGUACCCGCCUCCGGGGCUGGCUUACGAUCCGACUAUCGGCGCGGCGGCAGGGGAGAUGGAGUUGUAUCUUUAUGACGAUCCCACGGCUGGCUAUACUAUGUGA